This is a messenger RNA of Magnusiomyces paraingens, 1050 nucleotides long. RefSeq lists its product as uncharacterized. Gene Ontology annotation, molecular function: antiporter activity; GDP-mannose transmembrane transporter activity. NCBI's taxonomy places the organism in Eukaryota, Fungi, Ascomycota, Dipodascomycetes, Dipodascales, Dipodascaceae. The coding region runs from base 1 to 1050 and encodes 349 amino acids. The transcript has a single exon. The record is from RefSeq and is a predicted model, not a curated record. Gene Ontology annotation, cellular component: Golgi apparatus.
AUGGCCUAUCCCGAUAAGAAAUCUGAAGAUGAGCCAAAGGUGCCCGCUGGCAGUGCCCUUUCGUCCAUCACAAACUCGCCGCCAAUCGCAAUCUUUGCAUACUGCGCGUCGUCCAUUCUGAUGACAGUCACAAACAAGUACGUGCUUUCUGUCGGAUACUUCAACUUCAACUGCAUUCUGCUUGCUAUUCAGUCGCUUGUCUGUCUGCUUUUCAUUCAAGCCCUCAAGGCCUUCGGAAUUGUCAAGUUCCGUGAUUUCAACGCUUCUGAAGCCAAGAAAUGGUUCCCGAUCUCAGUCCUCUUGGUUCUAAUGAUUUACACCGCGUCCAAGGCCAUGCAAUACCUCUCCAUUCCAGUCUUCACCAUCUUUAAGAAUGUCACUAUCAUCCUCAUUGCUUACGGUGAAGUCAUUUGGUUUGGUGGUGAGGUCACUCCUCUCACUCUCUUCUCCUUUAUCGUCAUUGUCCUUUCCUCUGUUGUCGCUGCUUGGUCCGAUCUUUCCAUCGCUGCCCAGGCUGCCGCCAAAACCUCUACUGAGGCUGUUUCUUUCUUCAGCGGUCUUCACAUCGGCUACCUUUGGAUGUUUUGCAACUGCUUGUCCAACGCUGGCUUUGUCCUCUUCUUGCGCAAGCGCAUUAAAUAUUUUAACUUUUCCGACUUGGACACCAUGUACUACAACAACCUCCUGGCCAUCCCUGUGCUUUUGGUUGGCUCUUUGCUCUUUGAAGACUGGUCCGCUGAAAACGUGGCCAAGAACUUCCCUCCUGAGUACAAGAACACGGUCAUCUUCCUUAUGAUUCUUUCGGGAUUCUUCUCGCUUGGUAUUUCUUACACUUCUGGUUGGUGUGUGCGUGUCACUUCCUCCACCACCUACAGUAUGACGGGUGCUCUUAACAAGCUCCCCGUAGCCCUUUCGGGUCUUAUCUUCUUUGAUACUCCCGUCACCUUCUACUCCGUGACGGCCAUUGCUUUGGGUUUUGCUUCGGGUGUUCUGUACUCGAUUGCUAAAAUCCAACAGAAGAAGCGCAACGAGCAAACUCUUCCCAAGUAA